ACCACGUGGGUACGAAUGAACAGAUUUUCUCCCAGUGGGCGCCACCUGUUUGGCGAAUUAAAAGCACGAAGAAUCGUUCCUUAUAAAUAUGUGAUAUUGUUGUCAAUGUGGAAACGGAUAAAAUAAGUGAGCAAUAAUGAGUGAUAUUUGACGAUGUGCCGUGGCGUGUGGCGCGCGGUUAUGUCAAAAUUGUGUGGACACAUUAACGUGCUAACAAUGCGUAUCCGAUUGACCUAGUUUUCAAUGGAUUUUCGUUUAAUUGUGGAUCUUAACUAUGAUUCUGAAGUGACUGCACUGGGAGUUGGUGGCCGAGAAGGUAUCAACCUACCGCUAGUAUUCAUACCAGAACAUCGUCGUUUAUGGGGGACACAAUAAAUUGUUAUUCAUAAUCUGAUACAAAUGCGUUACCACCUCGUCAGUUUAAGAUGGUUAAAUGAACAGUGGCUGAAUUAACGUGCAACCAAAAAAAGAGAAAAAAGAAAAACCACCUGGUUUUAGAGGAAUCGCUCCAAAAAUCUGAUUCGGGAACUAUAGAUAAUAGUACAUUGACCGCACUAAUCAAGAACCCUUGCUCAACAUGCCACACGUUACAAGAAAGUGGGAACUCUUUCCUGGCAGAAAUAUAUUUUGCUGCGACGGACGAGUUAUGAUGGCGCCACAGACCAGCGUCUUUUACGUCACUGUGUGUUUGAUCGCUGGGACUAGCGGAUUAUUCUUUGCAUUUGACUGUCCCUUCUUAGCAACCAACAUAACUCCUGCAAUACCGGUCAUUGGUGGGUUACUCUUCAUAUUCGUCAUGUCUACACUGUUUCGAACAAGCUUUAGUGAUCCUGGUGUCAUUCCGAGAGCGACACCUGACGAAGCUGCGUACAUAGAGAAGCAAAUUGAAGUACCGAACACUGAUAACUCACCAACAUACCGUCCUCCUCCUCGGACGAAAGAAGUUUUAGUUAGAGGACAGCCGGUGAAAUUGAAAUACUGUUUCACUUGUAAAAUAUUCAGGCCACCUCGAGCCUCGCACUGUAGCUUAUGUGACAACUGUGUGGAAAGGUUUGAUCAUCACUGCCCAUGGGUUGGAAACUGUGUGGGGCGAAGAAAUUACAGAUACUUCUAUGCCUUUAUUGUAUCGCUGGCGUUCCUAUGUGUUUUUAUAUUUGCUUGUGCAAUCACUCACCUUAUAAUGCUCACAAGAGAUAAUAUAGCGUUCCUAGAUGCUGUAAAAGUAUCUCCUGGUAGCGUCGUCGUGGGUGUCGUUUGUUUUUUCUCCGUUUGGAGUAUUUUGGGACUUGCAGGGUUCCACACGUACCUGACAACUAGCAAUCAAACUACAAAUGAAGAUAUAAAAGGUUCAUUUACCAGUAAAAGGGGGCAGGAAAGUUUUAACCCAUACAGUCAGGGCAAUGUGUGUGGAAACUGUUUCUACGUUUUGUGUGGACCAGCACCUCCAAGCCUUAUUGAUCGAAGGGGCGUAGUGACUCCGGAAUAUAGAGCGGAGCAAGAAAGAGGCGGAGAUGAAAAUGUUAUCGUUAAUAACAAAACAUAUGGCACUGUUAAAACUGUACAGCCGCAGUUGAAUGGCACCGGCGUAUUCACAAAUCCAAACAGCGAGGUUUCAGGCUCAAUAAAUAAUUUGAGUACUGGUCAACACUCACCGUCUCAAGGUCGACGGAUAGAAUCAAUCAACGGUAGCACUACAAAUAGCGUAAGCCAGCUUGUCACCAACGAAAUCCCCUUAGCGUCACUUAGCUUGAUGCCACUGGAUAUCGAUGAAGUAGCACCAUUACCUUCUCGUCAGAAUACUACGUCAAUAGACACAUCGAUUAUCCCACCUGUAGCUGUAACAACACCAUUAUCUGCGUCUAGACUCAGGCUGCUGCAGGAUACUACAAUGAUUGAAUCAGCGCUAGAUCUAGAUUCAUUGGAAGAAGCUAGCGUAGGUCGAGGUAGUCAAGCAGGUCUCAUUAAAUUAGGUGCAGUUUGAGUACAGUUCUAAGGUUAGUACUAUUACAAUUCGUUAUUACUACUUAGCUAAUAUGCAGGUAAUUGUUCAGAAGAGGUAUUAUAACAUAGAUACAGUCGGAUAUUAAAAGAUAUUUUUUUUUUCAAUCAUAUUGCAAUGAUGAAAUGAAACUUAAUCAGAAUAUUCAUAACUGGCUGAUAAUUUCAUCAUCGAUCUAUUACUUUACUAGAAUGUUUUUUGAAAUGAACAAUUGAAGGGUGUUACCUGAUUGAAGGAAUAGCACCUGUGGUGCACUAUAUUUUCUUACAAAAUGAUAGGUUUGCCUAUAGUGUCACAAUUUAGAAAUGAUUGCAGUAGAAAAUAAUUUUCGAAAAUGAUUUCAGCAUCUAACUCAAUGAAUCGUUCUGAGACAUAUCGCUUUGUUAUGACACAAAACGGUGCAGUGAAAAUUCACAGUUUUAUUACCUUCCAUACUUCAAUAAUUCUGAAUUUUAUACGUACAAUGAACCGUUUAGUAUCUGAAUCUUCCAGAAUAUUACAAUUAUCUGAAACUUGAAAAUAAUACAUUUCUUGUUGUAGAAUAAACUAAGAUACGUAUGUUAGAGCCGAUACCCUCCAUUGGGUUCGAACUGCCUGAAAGGUUCAAAUUGUUAAAUGAUUAAUAGAAUUAAUAACUUUCAAUAAGCGACAGCCCUUCUUGACAAUCACCCUGUUCCAUAAUCGAGGUCUAAUUGAUUGAAAUUGCUGGAGCUUUCUGAAUAAUAUCAGAGCUUGUACAAUGGCGAAAUUUUCGUAGUAAUUUCGGGUACGGAAAAUGGGGUAUAAAGAUUUGAAGAAGAGCGGAUUAUUUUUGUAAGAUAAUUGUGCAAUUUUAUAUAAAUUCUUUGUUAGAUAUCAUUGUCAUAGAUGGUGACGUAAAUACGUUGCGAUUUGAAUCAAGCUGUCCUUCCUUGUUUUCAAUGAGCACAUAGUAACUUGAGAAGCCAUUGCGAAGAUGAAUUAACGUGAUAUCAUUUAACAUUAGUCGAUAGUAUACAUAAUAUUACGAGCUUUGCGUUUAAUUCCAGACAUCUAAAGUUCCAAUUGUCAAUUUGCAUGGUUCUGGUAGAUUUUCGUAACGAAUGUGUUGAUAAUAUUUCUUUCGUAACAUGACACUGAAAAGAAGAAAAAUUCU
Messenger RNA from Diprion similis, 3134 nucleotides. RefSeq names its product palmitoyltransferase app (gene app). The transcript is spliced from 10 exons. The record is from RefSeq and is a predicted model, not a curated record. Gene Ontology annotation, biological process: protein targeting to membrane; peptidyl-L-cysteine S-palmitoylation. The coding region runs from base 578 to 1981 and encodes 467 amino acids. Gene Ontology annotation, cellular component: Golgi apparatus; endoplasmic reticulum. Lineage: Eukaryota; Metazoa; Arthropoda; Insecta; Hymenoptera; Diprionidae. Gene Ontology annotation, molecular function: protein-cysteine S-palmitoyltransferase activity.